Messenger RNA from Zychaea mexicana, 507 nucleotides. RefSeq lists its product as uncharacterized. The record is from RefSeq and is a predicted model, not a curated record. The transcript is spliced from 2 exons. The coding region runs from base 1 to 507 and encodes 168 amino acids. Lineage: Eukaryota; Fungi; Mucoromycota; Mucoromycetes; Mucorales; Lichtheimiaceae.
AUGGCAAAGGUCAAGAAGCAAUCAUCUCCAAAACAGCAGCAACAGCAAAAGAGAAAGGCUUCGGCAAGGAAAGGAUCUGUGACAAAACCGAGGCCGACUAAGGAGCAAAUCGAAGAAGCUGCACGUGGACUGAAGUCCUUGAAAAAAUAUAUCGCUAAGCAACAAGCCAAAACAUCCACCGCUCUUAACGAUGAAGACCGAGCUCCUAGUCCAAUUGCCCUUGUAACUGAAGCGAUACGGAGCCUAACUUUGGAAACUGCCCCCAACAUCUGUGAAGAAGUUCCCGUUGCAAGCACGCAUUUAGUGGAUGCAGCAUUAACAAAGGACAAAGAAGUAGUAGAGAAGGACAAAGAAGCAGUGGCGAAGGAGGAGAUAACAGUGCUGAAGUACAGAGUUAUUCCUUGGUCUUCGUUGGGACCACACGGAAGAGUAGUGUCAGAAGUUAGAAACAGAAGACCUGCGACAAGGACACAUGCACAGAGGAGUGUGUACUAUAGAGUUCUUUAG